AUGGCAUCAGAGACGACCAAGCCCGCCGAGACGGCCGCCGCCCCCGCGGACCAGAAGCAACAAGAGCCCACCAAGCCCACCGUCCUGGGCGAGGACGACGAGUUUGAGGAUUUCCCCGUCGACGACUGGCCAGACAACGAGACCGAAGCCGCCGCCCAGGCCGCCAGCGGGGGCGAGUCCUCCAAGCACCUCUGGGAGGAGAGCUGGGACGACGACGACACGAGCGACGACUUCUCCGCGCAGCUCAAGUAUGUUGACCAGCGUCCUUCACCUACCCAACACAGCUCCCAAAGCCGAUGCCUAUGA
This is a messenger RNA of Clonostachys byssicola, 306 nucleotides long. The record is from the annotation of a GenBank genome assembly. Lineage: Eukaryota; Fungi; Ascomycota; Sordariomycetes; Hypocreales; Bionectriaceae.